UAAUUUCUUGUUCGUCAAAAUAAACAAUAUCUUUAUCAGUUCCAAUAUACUGGAAUUUAUAAACCAGGACUUAGACCAAGGCAUAUAUGGCAAAUGUUGUGUUUAUAUUUGAAUUCCUAACAAUGUGUGGCAUUUUUUCUCACCAUCACUGCAAUGUAACAAAGCAAUCAGAUGUUAUUGAAAUAUAUUUCUCCCUUUUAUUUCAUGUAUUUCAUUUGACCAUUUACAGCAGCUUCGUCAACUAAGAUGCAAAUGUCGUGUACAUUUAAUUGACUGUCGAUCUGCUGGGUGGAUCACGCUGCAGACUUUCUGUUAUCUGUAUGUAGUAAGUGAACGCUUGCAGACUCAGAGUCUUCACUCCGACACAAUGCCUCCAAAAACACUCCUUUGCGUCAUACCGACGCUGGUAGUGACGGAGUGCUCUGCCACACUACACUCCUCCUAUCUUACCUUUGCUCCACAGUCUUCUUCAACUCUCUCAUCAGGACCACAUGGAUGUGAUGCUCUGACCCACGCUCUCCCUCUCUCUCUCUCUCUCUCUCUCUCUCUCUCUGUCACAUACGCACACACACAAGGCAGUGCAACAACAACUUCUCUGACCAGCCAGCACUCAGAUUCUGGACUGUUCUGGACCUCUAACAGUAGUUAUUAUUUUUUGUUAUUUUUUCCAGGGCGUUCUGUUUUGUUCUUUUCAUUUUUCUUUUUUUUUUUUAAAGUAACCAAAACCCAGCAGUCUGUCCUGUGCUGCGUUUCCCAUAUGUCGCGAAAGCAUGACUAUAACCUCCGAAGUAUGAGCAACAUGAUGGGCGAGCGCUGGAGGAAAGCGGGCGACGCAGGUGAGCGGAGCCUCAUCAAGGCACCGUCCAGCGCCAGCAUCAGCAGCCAGGGCGCCACCGCCUCCUCCGGAGCUUCCACCGCCGGAGCAGCACUAACACCACCACCGGUGGCAGCAGCAGCAACAGCAGCAGCAACAGCCGGCGCGGCUUCCUCCUCCUCCUCCUCCACCACCGGCGAUCUAGAGAGAGCAGCCCGCAAGCAGUUCCAGCAGGAUGUCACACCCGGCUUCGUCUAUGUCCUGGCCGUUUUCUCCGCCCUGGGGGGCUUCCUGUUCGGUUACGACACCGGGGUGAUCUCCGGGGCGAUGCUCCUGCUGCAGGGGGAGCUGCUCCAGCAGGAGCUGCUCAUCUCUUGUACUGUAACCGCGGCCGCACUCUCUGCGCUGUUGGGCGCCUUCCUCAACGGGCUUUUCGGGCGCAGGGUGUGCAUCCUGCUGGCCAGCUUCUUCUUCGCCGUCGGAGGGAUCGUGCUGAGCAGUGCCCCCGGCAAAGAGGUGCUUUUGGCGGGGAGGCUUAUCGUUGGAGUUGGGCUAGGUAUCGCCUCUAUGACAGUUCCGGUGUACAUCGCUGAAUCCUCUCCGCCCCACCUGAGGGGUCAGCUGGUGACCGUCAACACGCUCUUCAUCACUGGAGGACAGUUCACGGCCAGCCUCAUCGACGGCGCCUUCAGCUACUUACAGCAGAAUGGAUGGAGGUACAUGUUCGGUCUCUCUGUGAUUCCUGCGCUGCUACAGUUCCUGGGAUUCCUGUUCCUGCCUGAGAGUCCCCGCUGGUUAAUCCAGCGGGGACUGACCCAAAAGGCCCGUCGUGUGCUCAGUCAGAUCAGAGGGAACCAGAACAUUGACGAAGAGUACGACAGCAUCAAGAACAGCAUUGAGGAAGAGGAGAAGGACAGUGGAGGAGACGGCCCAGUCAUCUGGCGGAUGCUGACCUAUCCUCCGACCCGACGGGCCCUCCUGGUGGGCUGCAGCCUACAGAUGUUCCAGCAGCUUUCAGGGAUCAACAUCGUCAUGUACUACAGCGCCACCAUUCUUCAGAUGUCAGGAGUGCGCGACGACAAACUGGCCAUCUGGUUAGCCGGCAUCGCCACGCUGACCAACUUCCUCUUCACACUGCUGGGAGUGUGGUUGGUGGAGAGAGUGGGCCGCAGGAAGCUGACCCUGGGCAGCAUAGUGGGGACGUGCUUCAGUUUGAGUCUUUUAGCCACGGGUUUCCUCAUAUCGGCACAGCACAGCCCCCCCGUGACCUUUCACCCCUUAGAUCCUGCCAUGGCCAACUCUUCGUGCUCAAAGUACCAGCUGUGUGAGCCGUGCAUGCUGGACCCUGGCUGUGGCUUCUGUUACCGUGAGAACGGCUCUGCGCUCCUGGCCUCCUCCUGUGUUCCUGUCAAUAAGGCCUCCACCGAGCAGGCAGCGUGGGGCAGAUGCUCCAACUUCAGCCUCAUGAAGGAUCAGACCUACUGGGCCUACAACUACUGCCCCUCCUCCUACUCCUGGCUGGUUCUACUGGGUCUCGUGUUCUAUCUCGCAGCCUUCGCUCCAGGGAUGGGUCCGAUGCCCUGGACCAUCAACUCAGAGAUCUACCCUCUGUGGGCCCGCAGCACGGGGAACGCCUGCGCGGCAGGAGUCAACUGGACCUUCAACAUCCUGGUGUCUCUCACCUUCCUUCACCUGGCCCAGUACCUCACCUACUACGGAGCCUUCUUCCUCUACUCCAGUUUGGCCCUGCUGGGCUUCAUCUUCAUCUACGGUUGUCUGCCGGAGACCAAAGGCCGGCGUCUGGAGGAGAUCGAGGCUCUGUUUGAAAACCAGCUGUGCUCCUGCGGCGCCUCAGAUUCAGACGAAGGGCGGCAGAUCGAGUACAUUCGAGUCAAAGGUUCAAACUACCACCUGUCGGACAAUGACGCAUCUGACGUGGACUAACCAGAGUUCAGGGGUUGGUCAUUUCACUCUCCUUGAGUGUUUUGUCAGUUGUACAGGAACACGCAGAGGGUCAGGGUCGGUCAUGUUUCUUUGU
This is a messenger RNA of Cynoglossus semilaevis (tongue sole), 2852 nucleotides long. RefSeq names its product solute carrier family 2 member 13a (gene slc2a13a). Gene Ontology annotation, molecular function: myo-inositol:proton symporter activity. Gene Ontology annotation, biological process: myo-inositol transport; transmembrane transport. The record is from RefSeq and is a predicted model, not a curated record. Gene Ontology annotation, cellular component: apical plasma membrane. Lineage: Eukaryota; Metazoa; Chordata; Actinopteri; Pleuronectiformes; Cynoglossidae.